UUAGGUGCAAAAUGGACAAUAUCUCUGGCAUUCGUCGCCUACAUGCCCUUUAUCAUGGCCCAGUUCUAUCCGAAAUUCCACACCAUGAUACCAGCAGGGCUAGCUGUAGGAUUUGGAGGAGGCCCACUAUGGUGCGCAAAGUGUACUUUCUUAACAAUCGUGUCAGAAGCUUAUUCUAAAGUCACUGGAAUAUCUUCGGACAUCGUAGUGACCAGAUUUUUCGGAGUGUUUUUUAUGUUCUACCAGUUUUCACAAGUGUGGGGCAAUUUAAUCAGUUCAGCAGUUUUGUCAUCAGGAGAAAGCCCUCUUGCCGAAAUCCAAUCAAACGUUAGUUUCAGCAAUAUUACCGAGGUAUUUAAAGAAAUUGUUAACAUUUCCACGCCUCAAAGAGAUAGCGGCGAUAUAUGUGGAGCAAACUUCUGCCCUGGAACGUCCCUGGAAGCCGUCCCUAAUCUCACACCGCCUUCUCCGUCGAAAAUUCAAACUAUUGCUGGAAUUUAUUUAGCUUGCAUGAUCGUGGCCAGUCUAACAGUUGCUUUCUUUGUGGAUUCAGUGAAACGAUACGAUAAGGGCAGAAAAGGAAGCGGUAGCGGAUUGUCCGGCGUACGCCUGCUGGCCGUCACGCUGAAACAGCUCGCCAACCCUUAUCAAAUAUUAAUUUUGCCCAUCACGAUGUUUAUCGGUGCCGAGCAAGCAUUCAUUGCGGCGGAUUUUAAUUCGGCCUUUGUCUCCUGCGGUUGGGGCAUUAGCAACAUAGGCUUCGUCAUGAUCUGUUUCGGCGUUUGUAACGGCCUGGCCGCCAUAUUUAUCGGAGGAAUUAUCAAGAUUACCGGACGGACACCGGUCAUUUGUUUAGCGCUGUCCCUCCACGUGGCCCUUAUAGUUACCCUGCUCGUUUGGAGGCCGAGCGAACAAGGAAAGCUCACGUUCUUCGUUAUGGCGGGACUGUGGGGAUUCUGCGACGCUAUAUGGCUCGUUCAAAUCAAUUCUUUGUACGGCAUCCUGUUUCCGGGAAAAGAGGAAGCGUCCUACAGUAACUUCCGGCUGUGGGAGUCCACCGGAUCGGUGAUCACCUACGCCUACAGCCCCUACUUGUGCAUAGACGUCAAACUGUACUUGUUACUCGCCUUGUUGAUCAUCGGCGCUGCGGGCUACACCAGCGUCGAAGUCAUCGAGUGGAAGGGAAAGCAGCGACAAAAGAACGGCGGAAAGGGCGGGAAGAGGGAGUUUAAAUUGGUGAAGGACAUGGAGAAGUCCGGUGAGGUCGCUGAAUAAAAGACAAAGGAGAGUGGAUGUAAUUAAAGAUGUUUUGUAUGUAUAAAGCAUUCCAGUCUGUCCUUGAAUGUUCAAAAUGUGUUUUAUGAGUAUGUAUAACGACUUGGCUACUUAAUUAGACAUCCUGGAGCCUUUGGAAUAGAUAUAAAUAUAGCUGACGCUGUUUGGUUCCCUUUUUUUAAAUUAGAUAGUCAAAUAACAACAUUAGGUCUGUAAAAGAAAACCUAAAAUAGAAGGAUUUUUCCUCAUGUCGUUUAGCUUUCCUGAGAUAACUUUAGAGUCGAUCCUACAACAUCUGUGCCAAUUAUUGGUUCCAGUGUUGGAACCAACGUUGGAUGCAUCGUGUAGGACCAGCUUUAGUCAUAUUUUAUUUGGAUCAAUAAAUACAGUGUUAGCAAAUGAAUACAAUAUGGAUGUAAAAAUUUAGUUUAUAUUUGGUUAUGUUUUUUCCGUUCCAAGAACACUCUUUUUGAAACUAUACUUUUCAUGCUGUAUGAGAUUAAUGUGUGCUGAGGAGAUUAAUGUUUUAACAAAGAUUUCAAGUACCUCAGUAAUGAACGUCAAUAAAUCAGCUCUCGUUCAAUAAAGAAAAUUAUUUAAGCCUGAAGAAAAAUUAUAUUUCUACGCCUACUGAAGUGGCGUCUUUAUUCGAUCAUACAGGGUAGCCCAUCGAAAGGGGUCAAGUGGUACCGCAUUGAAAAGGGCUUUCUAUUCUCUACACUUUCCCGCUUCGUUUUUGAAAAUCGGUCGGGCCAUUGAGAAA
Molecule: messenger RNA, 2038 nt
Organism: Sitophilus oryzae (rice weevil)
Lineage: Eukaryota; Metazoa; Arthropoda; Insecta; Coleoptera; Curculionidae
Product: UNC93-like protein
Exons: 5
Coding region: 43-1275 (410 amino acids)
Biological process (GO): regulation of potassium ion transport; regulation of muscle contraction
Cellular component (GO): plasma membrane; striated muscle dense body
Molecular function (GO): potassium channel regulator activity
Source: RefSeq, a predicted model, not a curated record